This is a messenger RNA of Zophobas morio, 1147 nucleotides long. RefSeq lists its product as uncharacterized. The record is from RefSeq and is a predicted model, not a curated record. Bases 46 to 1083 code for a protein of 345 amino acids. The transcript is spliced from 3 exons. Lineage: Eukaryota; Metazoa; Arthropoda; Insecta; Coleoptera; Tenebrionidae.
UUCUGCAACUGCCACAGUGCAGUGAUCAACCACAACAGUGACAACAUGUGGUGCACUACUCCCUUAUUCGCCCUCUUAGUGACUCUGGUGGUCAUCGAUGCAGCCCCAAAACUGAGCGACUACGAGACCGGCCACUACCGAAUUAAGAGAGGCCUGGAUCGUAUUGCAGGAAAGUGGGCGGUGCCACACUUUGGAAGGCGGAGCAACGAUGACAUCGACGGCGGAUUAAUCGGCCGCAACCUCGACGGCAUCGGCGGGAGCAACCUGAUCGGGCGGGGAAUAGACGAUAUCGACGGCGAUUUAUUCAGGAGGAGCCCGGACGGAAUCGACGGCGGCUUAAUCGGCCGCAACCUAGACGGCAUCGGCGGGAGCAACCUGAUCGGGCGGGGCAUAGACGAUAUCGACGGCGAUUUAUUCAGGAGGAGCCCGGACGGAAUCGACGGCGGCUUAAUCGGUCGCAACCUAGACGGCAUCGGCGGAAGCAACCUGAUCGGGCGGGGCAUAGACGAUAUCGACGGCGAUUUGUUCAGGCGGAGCCCGGACGGAAUCGAUGGUGGUUUGAUUGGUCGCAACCUAGACGGAAUCGGCGGGAGCAACCUGAUCGGGCGGGGCAUAGACGACAUCGACGGUGAUUUGUUCAGGCGGAGCCCCGACGGAAUCGACGGGGGAUUGAUUGGACGGGGCUUGGACGAUAUCGACGGUGGUUUGUUCAGAAGAACUAUGGACGGGAUUGACGGGGGUUUGAUGGGGCGAAACCUAGACGGUAUCGGCGGGAGCAACCUAAUUGGGAGGGGUUUAGACGGAAUCGACGGAAACUUGGUCGGCAGAAGCUUGGACGGAAUUGGCGGGGGGAAUUUGGUUGGGAGGAGCCUUGACGGAAUCGGCGGGGGCAAUUUGGUGGGGCGGGGACUGGACGGCAUUGACGGUGGUCUGGUUCGUCGAGGUUUAGACGGUAUUGGAGGGGGUACCUUGGUCGGGCGGAGUUUGGAUGGGAUUGGCGGUGGUAACUUAGUAGGGCGCGGCCUCGAUGAUAUUGAUGGUGGCUUAGUGGGAAGAGGUUUGGGCAAGAAAAAAAACGGUUGAUUUAAUUUUAUAAAUUGUGUUCGAAAUUGUAAUAUUUUGUAAGAGAAUAAACACUAGUUACUUA